UGACGUCGAUUGGGAUGGAAAGACGCGCGUGUUCAUCACCAGUGGUGACAACGUAAGCCUCAAGUCACGUGAGACUUUUCGAGACCUGGGCGCCCGUUCCCAUUCUGCAGUGAACAUGCCGGAAACCAGAGAGGCUGUGGUGUGUAAACGACUAGAGGAAAAACAGAGCUCUAAUUUCUAGAAUUUUAUCCAACAUCGUACCAUCCGGCUAAAAAGUGAAUAGUAGGGAGGCAAAAUACGCCCUAUAGUUCACUGCAAAUCUCAUUACGAGGAACAGAGAGAGGUGUCAAGGAAGAUGGACUUUGUGUGGCAAUAUCGGAGGGCAGCACUGCUGUGCUUCAUGAUGUUGGCCUUGAGGAACGAGCCCGAUACAUCACCGGGAGGUGUCAGAACUGUAGGCGGGAAGAAGACGGAUGUGUGGCCGAGAAAACGCGUGGCACGAGUCGACGGAGACGUGAUCCUCGGGGCCCUGUUUCCCGUACACUCCCGCUCGGACGUACACACAUGCGGGCCCAUCAUAGAACAAGAGGGGAUCCAGCCGCUCGAAAUGUUACUCUUCACUCUUGACAAGAUCAAUCAGAACGCGACGUUUCUUCCCAACAUCACUAUAGGAGCUCGGAUCCUGGACAGUUGCGAUUCGGACGCGUAUGCCCUAGGACAGGCGGUAGAGUUCAUCAAAGGGGCCAUGACGGACACCGGUGACUCGGAGUACGUGUGUGUGGACGGGUCGUCCCCCGUGGUGAAGGAGCGGCACCCCAUCGUCGGUGUGAUCGGCGGAGCCUCGAGCGUCGUCUCCAUCCAAGUCGCCAACCUCCUCCGCCUCUUCAAGCUGCCACAGGUCAGCUACUGGUCCACUAGUCCAGACCUCAGUAACAAAGACCGGUUUGACUACUUCUUUCGCACGGUUGCCUCUGAUGUUUACCAAGCCAGAGCCAUGGUGGAGAUUCUCAAAGCCUUCAACUGGACCUACAUAUCGGCUGUUUACGAGGACUCUAACUAUGGCAUCAAGGGCAUCUCGGCUGUCGAGGAUCUGGCAAGGGCUUCUGGGAUAUGUAUCGCAGUCUCGCUCAUGGUCUCGCGAGAGGCUGGAGAUACGCGAGAGGAGGAGUUCAACAAGAUACUGCAGGAACUUCUGGAUAAACCGAAGGCAAAAGCCGUCAUUGUCUAUCUUGUGGAGAGAGAUGCCAAGAGCUUCUUUGCGGCUGUCAGCCGCUUCACGCUUUCAGGAAAGUUCAUCUGGAUCGGCAGCGACGGUUGGGGAGGUCGGCAGAUCCUCGUUGCAAAGCAAGAGUGGGCGGUAGAGGGCGCUAUAACCGUCCAGCCGAGAGCUCGGGUCAUCUCAAAAUUCGACGAAUACUUCACCAGUCUAAAACCUGACACAAACGUGCGGAAUCCUUGGUUCAAAGAGGCGUGGGAAUCCCAUUUCGAAUGCAGAAUACCCGGAACUGCUGACACGCCGUUCAACGACUUCGAGACGACGUGCUCAGACGACAUGGUGCUGGAUGAAACAUCCGGGUACCAACAGAACUCUCUGCUCCAAUUGGUCGCUGAGAGCGCCCUGGCGUUUGCGCAUGCGCUGAAGGACAUGCAUGCUGACUACUGCGGAGACGAGCCCGGACUGUGCAGCAACAUGACGACUAUAUCGGGAGAGAGUCUCAAGGACUACCUGCUCAACGUCUCCUUCGAAGGUCAUGACCGUCAGGAGUUCCACUUUCAGCCUAACGGUGACGGCCCUCCUCGCUACACCAUCAUGAACUUCCAGCGAGACAAAAACGACAGGUACUCCUGGAAACGUGUCGGCUACCUCGACGAGGAGAUAUUCAGGCUUCAGAUGAAGGAAAUCCAUUUCGGACGGGAGUCGGUUGGUUACCAAGGUUACCCUGUCUCCAUGUGCAGCGCGCCAUGCCCCCCUGGACACGAGAAGAAGAUCUCAGCACGUGACAGCUGUUGCUGGUCGUGUAACCCCUGCUCAGAGUUCCAAUAUCUAUCUAAAGAAGACUUCUGCACCGAAUGCCCACUUGGUCAAAAGCCGGACAAGGGAAAGACGACCUGUGUGUCCAUACCAGAAGACUAUCUCACCUACGGCAGCGCGUACGCCAUUGCCAUCAUAACGUUCGCCAUUUUCGGUAUCAUCUGCACCCUCCUGGUAGCCGCCAUUUUUAUGAAGUACGGAGAGACUCCUGUAGUGAAGGCUUCUGGAAGAGAACUUUGUUACGUGUUGCUGGUUGGGAUAUUCUGCUCUCACGCCAUCACGUUUGUCCUGGUGGCCAAACCGACCACGCUGACCUGCGGGAUGACCAAGGUGUCCGUCGGAGUGUGCUACGCCCUGUGUUACGCCGCCUUGCUGACUAAGACCAACAGAAUAUACCGCAUCUUCCACAACAAAGGAAAGAAGAAGCAGAAAUACAUCAGCCCGAACUCUCAGCUCUUCAUCACCUUCAUGUUUGUGCUUAUAGAGGUUGUUGUGGUUGUAGCGUGGCUGAUCGUUAGUCCGCCGGGCACCACGCACUUCUACCCCAGCCGGGAGCAAAACCAACUCGUCUGCACGGGCGCGAACGACGCCUCCUACACCAUAGGUCUCGCCUAUCCCUUCUUACUCAUGAUCCUCUGCACCGUGUACGCCAUCAAGACCAGGAACGUUCCGGGCGGAUUCAACGAAGCCAAGCUGAUCGGAUUCACCAUGUACACGACGUGCGUGAUUUGGCUGGCCUUCGUGCCGAUUUACUUCGUCAGCGCCAGUAAUGUAGCCAUCCGCGUGACGGCCCUGAGCGUGUCCAUCGGUCUGAGCGGUACGGUGACCCUGGUGUGUCUGUUCGCGCCCAGAGUCUACAUCAUCCUCUUCCACCCGGAGGAAAACACCAGACACGGCGUCAUGAGAAACACCUUCAGAUCCAAAAUAGAGAACGGAGCAUUUUCCGUGGCCGCGGACCCCCCGUCCACGUACCAGCCCUGCGGGACCAAACCGUCCGCUACCAUCAGCGAGAACAUCGACAUCCAGGUCGACAUCAUCAACAAAAAUAACCAACAGCUGAAACUCCCUGAUGCCAGCCCGGCCGCAGAAACACGAGCCUGACGACAUCCCAGGUUUGUCGUCAAGGCAUCCGCUCCUGAGGCAUCGCCAAGAAUUCUCAUCUCACUCGGCCAUUAAAAGGACAAUAAAAUUUUUCGUUGUGAGGUUAUCAUCUCUAGAUGGACUGAACUAUGACGAUUGUACGCUUUUUCCAAAACUAAAAAAAGAAUUGAAAGAGUUGGUAGGAUUGUUUCAUU
Messenger RNA from Branchiostoma floridae (Florida lancelet), 3267 nucleotides. RefSeq names its product metabotropic glutamate receptor 3-like. The transcript is spliced from 5 exons. The record is from RefSeq and is a predicted model, not a curated record. Gene Ontology annotation, molecular function: adenylate cyclase inhibiting G protein-coupled glutamate receptor activity. Gene Ontology annotation, cellular component: membrane. Gene Ontology annotation, biological process: G protein-coupled receptor signaling pathway. The coding region runs from base 296 to 3073 and encodes 925 amino acids. Lineage: Eukaryota; Metazoa; Chordata; Leptocardii; Amphioxiformes; Branchiostomatidae.